AUGAUAGCAAGAAAAAUAAAAUAGAAAAGACAAGAAGUAACAAUAGAAAACUACGAAUAAGAGAUACGCGAAUGUUAAAAUAAAAAUAAGAAAAAUAGACAGAAAAAGAAAAAGAAAAAGAAAAAGAGAAAGUAAAAGCAAAUAGAACUUAGCUUAGCCCCAAUAGCUUCCUACUCUGUUAAAGCAACACUAAUAAAUUCUUUCCAAUUUCUUCAUCUUCAAGCUCUUAGUAGCCAUUGUUUCUCUUCCCUUAAUUUCUGAACCAUCCAUCUGUACAACUGAGACUCUCUUCAUAAUUUUUUUUUCUUUUUUUCUUAUUUCUUGGUUUUAAGUUUAGAAUAAAUGAUUUAGUUGACUGUUGCUUCAGGGGUGUCUUACUUAAUGUACUACAGGAAUCUCUUUGAUGGCGCAAUUUAAGGGAACGCAUUAAAAGUGCUUUUCAACUUCAAUUUGGCAAUUAAGAAUUUAAUUGUGUAGAGAGAUGCUUACGUGUAUAGCUCGUUCGAAGCAAGCGAGCGAUGAUUCGCUUGAUCAUCAACCUGAGAAAUUCAAUCCUAAUGCUGCUCCGGCCAAUAAACAAGCCGUUAAAACACUCACUUCUCAGAUCAAGGACAUGGCAUUGAAAGCAUCAGGAGCAUACAAGCAAUGCAGUCCAUGUGCUACAACUCAGCCAACUCUCCGAAAAAACGGAAGCCAAAACGACUCAGACUCGUCUACAUCGUUGGAUAAAUUCCGGUGGUCAUACAAGAGAACAGGGAGCUCAAGUUCCAGCUCGACGACGGCGGGGAGGAAGGAACUGGAGGCAAGGCUGAAAGGGAUAUCGAGUGGUGAAGUUACGCCGGUAUCGGCGUCAGCUAGUGGGCGGCGAGUUGAAACGGUCGUGUUUGUUGAAGAAAGUGAGCCGAAAGAAUGGGUGGCUCAAGUCGAACCGGGUGUGCUAAUCACUUUUGUUUCGUUACCACGUGGCGGCAAUGAUCUCAAACGCAUUCGAUUCAGUCGAGAAAUGUUUAAUAAAUACCAAGCUCAAAGAUGGUGGUCAGAGAAUUGUGAGAAGGUAAUGGAGCUUUAUAAUGUCCAAAGGUUGAAUCGCCAAGCCUUUCCCCUGCCAACACCUCCAAGAUCUGAAGACGAGAUUUCAAAAAUCGAAUCCAUUGAAGACAGUCCUGUGACACCCCCGCUCACUAAAGAACGCCUACCCCGUACUUUGUUCCGUCCAAUGUAUUCAUCUUCAGAUUCUCUUGAACUACACUCGACCCAUUCUCGCUAUAAUUAUGACUCUUGCGGUGUCUCCUCAACUCCAAAACUCUCAAGCAUCAGUGGAACAAAGACGGAGAUAUCAUCAAUGGAUGCCUCUAUUCGGACUAGCACAUCAAGGGAUGCAGAUCGCUCUGGAGAGCUAUCCAUCAGCAAUGCCAGUGAUCUUGAAACCGAAUGGGUUGAACAAGAUGAGCCUGGAGUUUACAUCACCAUACGAUCUCUACCAGAUGGCAAAAGAGAACUCAAACGUGUCAGAUUCAGCCGAGAAAAAUUUGGAGAAGUGCAUGCCAGGUUAUGGUGGGAAGAGAAUCGUGCUAGGAUACACAAACAAUAUCUGGGAUGAGAGCGCUUAUUAUUGCGAAUAUUGCUAUAUUUCCUGUUGGUUGCCAAUUAAGGAGAUGUUGCCUACAUGGGUGUUACACUUCUUUGGCAAUGCUCAUGGUAUUCAUUAUACAUAUGUGGAGUCAGAGAUUAGUAUAAGAGAGGCAAUAUACAAAGAAGAAUCUAAGCUUUGUUACCUUUGCAAACAGCCACCUAGGUUGUUCGCAUGUUCUUUCUUUCUUUGUUUUUGUUUAAUUUCCUUCAUCUAAAUUAUGGCCAAGCGCCGGGGGGUGGGGGGAGGGGGGCGCAAUCUGUGGGUAUAAGAUUUUAAGGGUUGAGAAUUUUGAUGUUGAUUCCAAAAAGAAGAAGAGAUUUUAAUUUUAAUGUUGGAUAUGCAAAAAUGUUAAUAAUCAAGGUGGAAGAGUCUCUUCUCUGC
Messenger RNA from Lycium ferocissimum, 2014 nucleotides. Its product is annotated as protein Brevis radix-like 4. The coding region runs from base 482 to 1600 and encodes 372 amino acids. The transcript has 6 exons. The record is from RefSeq and is a predicted model, not a curated record. Lineage: Eukaryota; Viridiplantae; Streptophyta; Magnoliopsida; Solanales; Solanaceae.